AAAAUACAUUUACAUAUACUGGGUUCGUUACAAGCUGAUUAAAUGGGCUACUUUUCAUUGGGAUACCCUGUAUCAAACAACAUUACGAGAAAUGUUGAAAGUGACCCCCUCCUACUCAAAUUAUACUCAAAACCCUAUAUAUACUAUACCUAAUUUGAGCUAAAUAUCUCAAAAACUGCAGGAGCUCUAAAAAAGAAACAAAAAAAAUCUUGAAAUGUCAACACCCUGUAGAUCGGUAACCAAGCGUUUGAGAUCCACGUUUAUAUAAACUUUUAGUCAUAAAAUAAGCCAAAGAAUCACCCCCUUUCUGAUGUACACGAUGUUUAGGAACACUCUGUAUACCAAAUUUGAGUUAAAUAUCUCUAAAACUACAAGAGCUCUAAAGAAAAAAACAAGAAAAAUCUUGAUAUUUCAACACCCUGUAAAUAAAUAACGAAUUGUUUGUACCUAUAUUUAAACAUGGAAUAAGCCAAAGAAUCACCCACUUUCGCAUGUGCACCAUAUUUAGGAAAACCCUGCAUUUUUAUUACAUAAUAGUAGAGAAUUAUUUUUUCACGAUUGGAAAUCGAAAAAGAUAUUGUUUCACUUUUCCAAAUGGGCAAACUGUGUAAGUACAACCAAAAUGCGACUGCCAAGUGAGCCCUACAGAAAUCGUAGACGCGCAUCUUGCUAUAGUCACUAUUCCUCGUCGGCUCCAGAAGGACGUCCGUCGCGGUGCUGGGCGUCUGUUUGGCAGUUACGCGACACGCCGGGGCUCGACGACAAACAAACGGCUACAAACAAUUUAAAUUUUAUUGCCUCUUUUUUAGAUUGAGAUAGAUCUCUUAAUUAGUUCAGUUGUUGUUUGUUCGAAUUUUGGUUAAUUAGAAAGGUGGUUUGAAUACGAAUGUCCGUCUACCAAACAAACUAAAUUCAAUUGGUUGUUUCGGCAUUUUAAAUUACUAUUUUUUUAUUCGGCUUUGAACGUUCUAAAUUUAAAUCGGAAACGGACUGAAGCAAAAAUGGAUAAUUUGGUCCAAACCCGCACGAGAGUUUACAUCAGUUCCACGAUGGACGUAAAAUCGCGAGUACGGAAUUGGUGGAAGAAGCUGCGAUUGAAGAAUGCUUUCCAGCACAUGGGAUUGUUGGUGAUAUUGAUGGGAUACACUUUAGCGGGCGGAUUGAUAUUCAGGCACUUUGAGUAUCCCGCGGAAAUCAUCAGGACGGAAUACUUUCAUUCGAUGCUCGACAAGAAAAGGCAGGAUUUAUUAGAGCUAAUAGGGAAUAACGACACGUAUACGCAGUUAAGAGUAACCAACGUGUUAAUUGAAUAUGAUAAAAUACUGGAGGACGCUUACUUUGCAGGAAUUAGUGCAUAUCCUGAUGCGGGCGAAAUAGAGAAAUGGACUACUUUAAAAGCCGUAUUUUUUUCAUCCACUGUAUUAACCACAAUCGGAUAUGGACAUAUCGUCCCUAUGACCACAGAAGGUCGAGCAUUUUGUAUGGUGUUUGCCCUAGUUGGAAUUCCACUAACUUUGACUGUCAUAGCCGAUUGGGGAAGACUAUUCGCAUCGACUGUUUCGACAUUAUUCAGACAGAUCCCACCACUUCCUCCUAGAUUCAGAAAGGCGAUGGUAGCAAGAAGGACAUCUUCAUAUGCUCUAACAGCAGUCUGUUUCCUAUUCGUGUAUCUUGCAGUAGGAGCAGGACUCUUCGUUAUUUGGGAAGAAGAUUGGACGUUUUUCGAAGGAUUUUACUUCUGCUUUAUCACAAUGACGACUAUUGGAUUUGGAGAUCUUGUACCAAAACAGCCAAAAUACAUGCUACUCUGUACCUUAUACAUAUUGGUAGGGCUUGCCCUAACUUCAACGAUAAUAGAGUUAGUUCGUAGACAAUACGCGCAAUCUUGGAGGCAAUUACAAGCCCUUCGAGGGCCUCUAGCGGAUAAUUUCAGAAAGUUGGCGGAAAAUGCUCCGGGACUUGAUAUGCUGGCAUUUCAACAGGAUCUCAUGAAAGUCUUAACUGUAGUAACAAUGCCCAAAUUAGCCGGCAAGAGAGGCAAGAAAAUCAAAGAUAAAGAUUGGGAGAACGCCAUAGAAGCGGCGAUUAGAGAUCUCACAGCGAAUUCUGAUCACAAACCGCAACAGGUCCUGCAAAUUGUCAUCUACGAAAGUUCCGUCUAGGAAAAAUAUCGGAACUUAUUUAUCAACUUCCAUUUUUUUUAAAACGCGCUUUCAUCAAUGUCUCUUAUAAAAUUUACCACAAAAUGUUCCUAUACUAUUAUAUUCGAAUCUCCAAUCAAUUUUAGAGAAUAAAAAAUUCGUUU
Messenger RNA from Phyllotreta striolata, 2305 nucleotides. Lineage: Eukaryota; Metazoa; Arthropoda; Insecta; Coleoptera; Chrysomelidae. The record is from the annotation of a GenBank genome assembly.